Acaromyces ingoldii is the source of this 846-nucleotide messenger RNA. RefSeq lists its product as hypothetical. NCBI's taxonomy places the organism in Eukaryota, Fungi, Basidiomycota, Exobasidiomycetes, Exobasidiales, Cryptobasidiaceae. Bases 276 to 740 code for a protein of 154 amino acids. The transcript has 2 exons. The record is from RefSeq and is a predicted model, not a curated record.
CCUCCCUCUUCUGACACCUCCACCUCGACGAUUUCGUGCUGCUGCCUGCCACGGAUAUUUUAUUUUUUACUUUCAUUUUUAUCUUUUCUUUGGGUCACGGCGCAUCAAUUUUUAGCCUCUGGUCAGACGAGCCCUGCACAACGCUCCGUUCCGGUCCUGACCCGUGGUGCAAUCCCGGACCGCUUCACGUGUGGAGAAAGUAGCAGUGGUCCGUUCGCUGCUUAGGACCGGCGGCCUCUUCUUGUCCAUCAACAACACGAACCCUUCGCACAGCCAUGGUGUCCCCAGCGAUCUCUGCCUUUGUCGGCCGUUUCUACGAGCUGUCCGACGACGGCAGCAAGCACAGCGAGUACGCCGAUCAGUUCUCCUACCCGUCUGCCUCCUCGUCGAGCCCGGGCACGGCCUUCUUCUUCCAGAUCGGACCCAUGGCGCCGGCGAGCACGCGCGAGGGCGUGCUGGCAUGGCGGAACAAGGCCUGGGAGUCCGUCGCUCGCCGCAAGCACACGAUUCACGACGUGUAUGUGCUCCCCGCGGGCAAGGGCGACAUGGACGCAAAGGCAAAGGACGGCAGCGUGCCCGGAGAACUCAUGCUCUACGGCCGCGUCGACUAUGAGAAAAAGGACGGGUCGAAGGCGGCGGCCACAUGGGGCGGCAGGAUGGUGUUUGACACGGACCUGUACGCGAGCAGUGGCGAGCUCAAGAUGACCCACUACCGUGUAUGGAUUACUCCCGACGCCUGAGUUCACACAGACAGCCAUACAUACCCUAUUGCAGAAUGCUACUGCUAGGAUGCAGGGAGGGGGACGUAAUCAAAUGUGCAAGGGCAAAUGGGUCCAUUCUCUGGCA